This is a messenger RNA of Teleopsis dalmanni, 839 nucleotides long. Its product is annotated as poly(rC)-binding protein 3-like. Bases 1 to 621 code for a protein of 206 amino acids. Gene Ontology annotation, molecular function: mRNA binding. Lineage: Eukaryota; Metazoa; Arthropoda; Insecta; Diptera; Diopsidae. The transcript has 7 exons. The record is from RefSeq and is a predicted model, not a curated record. Gene Ontology annotation, biological process: regulation of gene expression; regulation of RNA metabolic process. Gene Ontology annotation, cellular component: nucleus; cytoplasm.
AUGGUAACUACCGAUGAAGUUGGCAGUAUUAUUGGCAAGAAGGGUGAGAUCGUAAACAGAUUUCGUGAAGAGUCGGGUGCCAAAAUUAAUAUUUCUGAUGGCUCCUGUCCUGAACGUAUUGUAACGGUGUCCGGAACAACCAGUGCGAUCUUUUCAGCAUUUACCCUCAUUACAAAGAAAUUUGAGGAGUGGUGUUCACAAUUUAAUGAUGUAGGCAAAGGUGGAAAAACUCAAAUUCCAAUUCGUUUAAUUGUACCCGCCAGUCAAUGUGGAUCAUUAAUUGGCAAGAGUGGUUCAAAAAUUAAAGAAAUACGCCAGACAACAAACUGUUCUAUACAAGUUGCCAGCGAAAUGUUGCCAAACUCAACAGAGCGUGCCGUCACUUUAAGUGGCACUGCUGAGCAAAUAACCCAAUGUAUCUAUCAGAUCUGUCUUGUUAUGUUGGAGUCUCCACCAAGAGGUGCCACUAUACCAUACAGACCAAAACCGCAAGUAACUGGACCAGUCAUUUUAGCUAAUGGGCAAGCAUAUACCAUCCAAGGCAACUAUGCUGUACCCGCACAAGAGUUUCUUCUUCUGCACUUUUCUCUUAGGCUAAGUUCGUUCUACGUUGUCUCUUAACGUAAGAUUUAGAAAACAGGCAGUGUUUCAGAUAAUGAAACUGGUACAAAGUUAUAACCAAGGUUUUUGAACAACUAGAAAUCAUAUUCAGCUCUAAGCCAUUAAAAAGUAGUGCUUGAUGGUUUCAGUUCUGCUUCUGCGUGACCUUAGACUGGAAUUGAUUGAUAAAUGCUACGUUUCCUUAGGAUGAAUACGAGGGCUCAUGUGCAGUUGGAAAG